AUGAACUUCGAUUCGGGCACUGCUUACGCAGAGUCGGAUGCCGACGACGAAUACGAGCGCAGUCUGGGGCCCAACUCGCCUGUCGCCGACGAUGAAGGCUCGCCAAUCGACUCCGAACUCCCCUCUUCCAACGAGCAUACCCCCACGACCUACGGUCACCGUAGCAGCGCCGACCGCCUACCCGAGACCAUCAUUUCCGAGUGGACCGCCGACGAGUGCGCCGAUUUCAUCAGCACAAUCGGUUUGGCGCAAUAUGCCGACAGCUUUGUUGAAAACGAGAUUGUCGGCGAAGCCUUGGUUGCCCUACAACACGAUGACCUGAAGUCUAUGGGUAUUGCCAGUGUUGGCCAUCGCCUCACUAUCCUGAAGAGCGUUUAUGAUGUAAAGAAGGCCCAGGACAUACCAAUAGAGAGCGACCAUUAUGUGCCGUUAUCUGCCGAUGCGGAGGCCCAGUACGCGACAGCAACCCUCAAGGAUAUCAAGCACUUGGUCGAGCAGCUCCGUCUACGAGACGAGAGAAUGAGCAUGGUAGAGAAGGACCUGCGUCGACUCUCCGAAGACUUCAGACGGCUGAGGGAGGAUAUGCUGCCUGCGUUGCGCUUGGCAAAGGAUUCAUCACAACCACUGCCCAACGUCUCCAACAACAGCAACCAGGGCUAUGGCUACGAGACCGUAUCGCCACCCGCUCCAACACCCUCUUCCACUCAGUCGAUGAGCCUGCAACGGCAGUACUCUACCAAGAGAAUCAUGCUAGGAACGACGCCAAAGAACAACUCGCCGUCACACCUGCAAACAACGCACGAAAGGUCGAUGGAGCAAACGCUGGAUCCCUCAAAUGCUGCGGAACGAGCCGUGUUAUCUUCAUCGCAUCUGGCAGCUAUGAAUGGCUCAGCUACGGCUACAUCUCCCGGCUAUCCUUCCCCGAACAUGCCCUCGCCGACCUCCCCUCCGACACUUGGCGGCGCGACCUUGGGCUCUCGAUCCUAUCGCUCCGACCGCUCCGAAGCCCCGACGCCUUCUACACGAUCCACCUUUGCCGAAAACGACCAUAGUUACAAAGGCCGGGAACAGCAAACGGCGCCGAAACGCGGACCAACCCCAGCCCCCGAUACACCAAGCACGAGUAACGCAUCUGUCGAGAUCUUCAAGUCAUUCCGAGUCAGUAUGGACGAUCCGUGCUACAAGGUGCUGCCCGCCGCCCUCAAAAAAUACCAAAUCAAUGCACCCUGGGAUCAGUACGCCCUGUAUAUUGUCUACGGCGAUCAGGAGCGGUGCCUGGGGCUGGAGGAGAAACCUCUGAUCCUAUUCAAACAGCUGGAUAAGGAGGGCAAGAAACCAAUGUUCAUGUUACGAAAGACGAACAACGCACAAGUCGAUGCGUCGUCAGAACAACCAGGGAGUGCCGGGCUGGGAGCCAGAGGCGCGACAACGGGCUAUGAUCCGCCUGGUGGUAUCAUUUAG
Colletotrichum abscissum is the source of this 1461-nucleotide messenger RNA. Its product is annotated as SAM domain-containing protein. Gene Ontology annotation, biological process: signal transduction. Gene Ontology annotation, molecular function: protein binding. The coding region runs from base 1 to 1461 and encodes 486 amino acids. The transcript has 3 exons. The record is from RefSeq and is a predicted model, not a curated record. NCBI's taxonomy places the organism in Eukaryota, Fungi, Ascomycota, Sordariomycetes, Glomerellales, Glomerellaceae.